UUAAAAUUUUGCCCGCCAUUUUGAAACUGAUCGGUUGUUUCCGUCUUCACAGUAACAAGGCGCCUAUAGCGUCGCUAAGAAGGGCGAAAUAUGAAUAGAAAUGGUGUGUUUUUACGGAAAUCUGAAGAAAUGCGUUCUCCGCGUGAAUUAAGAGAACCCUGUUUAUUUGUGGUGGCCUAAGAUACAAUAAUAUCUUUCAACAUGGUUAAAGAACAGAAAUGCAUUCUUUGUGAAACUGUCUACAGCUCCAAACAGGAGAUGGAAGAGCACAUGAGAAGUAUGCUGCAUCACAGGGAGCUGGAGAAUCUGAAAGGCCGGGACUGUGGACACGAGUGCCGGGUCUGCGGCGUAACGGAGGUGAGCCUGACCGACUAUGCCAGUCACAUCUCCAGCCCUUCACAUAAACAGCGCGUUGAGGAUCAGAAGCACCAGCCCUCAAACGAAGACAAAGAUGAAAAGUAUUUUGACAAGGACAUUGUGCAGCUCAUCGAGAAACGCAAGGAAAUGAUCAGGAAAGAAGAGGCUUCUGCAAAGCAGGCUAAAGAGGAGCGGGACACCUCAAGGAGGUGGCAGGAGCUUCGGUCUCAGUGGCAGGGACAAAGGCCUUUGAUGUAUCAACAGUGUGGCCCUUGGGACCGGUCCUAUCCUAACUUUCCUCAGAUGCCCAAAAGGGGCAGAGGCACUAAUUGGCAGAAUUUAAGAUAUUCAUCCCCUGAACGCAACAAAUGGUUUAACCCUAACCGACAGGUUAGGUGUGCCACAUGGCAUGCUGAAGGACCACCUGACUUGCAGAAGUGGGGCUCCGCUGGUCGUCAGGGAGGGAGUUUGCACAACCAAGGAAACUUGUGGGGUGGCUAUGGAGUCUGCCCUCCACAGAUGAGAAAGCAGUAUCCCUGGAACAACAGUCAGUUUAAUGUCCCUUGGCAGGGACAAUAUAUGCCUCCACCUAGACAAUUUAAAUCGUCUGCAAGAGACCAGCAAAAAACACCCAACUGCUCUGAGAAUCAGACAAAGGGUGAACAGAGUGUAGAAGAAUCUGGUGGUGAGCAUGAUCCCAACAAAGGUAAGGGUCAGAAGUCAGAGAAGGCACAUCGAUGGGCACCUUAUCCACCAGCUAAACUUGGGGAUCCUUCAUCUCAGGCUAACCCUCAGCCAACUUUAGAUAAGUCAAAUGUGGAGUCUCCUGAAAACAUUAAGGCACAAAGUUUCAAGGAGGGCACUCAGGACAUGGCGAGGAAAUCCAAGGCAGACCGAAAAAAUUGGCAGCAUAAUCCAGCAGAACCUUACUGUGAAGAGAGUGAUUGCAGGGAGCAGAAGAGUUCCUUCAAUAACAUUGGCAGUACUAACAUGGGUAGUUUCGCCUACCCCUCCACCUCCACCACUAGAAGAACGGAGAUGCCCAGCAAACUUGCUGAAGAUGGCUCAAAGAUGAAUCUCAAACAAGCAGGAAGUCAAGACUCUGUCAGCACUAAAGGUUCUAAGCAUUCCCAUUCAAGUUCUGAAUUCCCACAACAUGCCUCUUCCAGUGCAGAGCAAGACAGUCUUCUUUCAGAGAUGCUGCGAAAAGCUAAAGAGACAUUGCUUAAUAGAAAUAACUCUGACACAUCUGGCCCAGAGAACUGCCUCAAAGGAUCAAAGACUGUGCCUCAGAUUAAGAAGCAAGUUGAUAGUUUAGAACUAAACAAGAAUAAAAAAUUACAUGAGAGUACGAAAAAACUGAAUAAGAACAAGGGUCAAGAAAGGCUGGGUUUUUCAAGACGCAAUAGCAAUGACAGAGAGCAUUUAACCAGUACUGAGACCUCAGUACAGAUUGGCAAUGUGCGCAAUGACAUUAGGCCAUCUCUGCAGUCCUUGCAAGUUAGUACCUCCACUAUGGACCACGAAGAUGAGGAGGAGUGUGGUGAAAUGGAAGAAAAUCCUCACCUAACGGUACAAGAUCAAGUCAUGGACACACUAGAUGAAGAUUUAUGCUUAUUUGGUGAGGGGUCCCACAGCAGCCCAUCCCAACAAACAGCAGGUGGCUCCGUGCCCUCUUUAAGUAAGCUUGCCUUGCCUGCUUGUCUCCAAAGGGAUCUGAACCGCCAUAUAGGCACCAAAGGCAAAGCAGCAUCCCAUGAACCCAACUUGAAUAUUGCCAGACGUAUUAGAAACGUGAGUGGCUCACGAAAGAAUGAGCCUGAGAAGGACUCAGGACUUAAACCCACCUUGCGGCAGCUCAUUAGCUCCUCUGGCUCCAGGCGGAAUGUCAACUGGGACCAGGUCUACCAGGAAGUAAACCGGAAGAAGCAAGGCAAGGGCUUACCAAGAUUUGGUAUAGAAAUGGUGCCCUGUGAACCUGAGAGUCCAAACCAAAUGGAUGAAAAUGAUGUACCUCUUUCUGAGGGCUUUCAUUGGGACUCUCUGUUUGACCUCGGUCAAGUGCCUUCCCGCAAGCGUAGCUUGUCUGAAAGCAAUGUGGUCAAAGAUGGCCCUGCUGGUACCAGCUCCCUUCUCAAAUGUGUAGACCCACUGAGAGACUCUCCUGCUUGUGGCCCAUCACAGCAGUCCAAGAGAGAAGAGCUGCAGUCCAAAGGUCAUCUAGAGAUUCAAGGUUCGAAAGGACCUUCUAAAGGCCCAGAGGAUGUUGAAGGAGACAGCGGUUGUACAUCAGAGAUUGAAAUAAUUGACAUACAAGGAGCUGGGAAGAAACGCAGAGCUCAAGGAGAUGUUGUGUCUCCAGAGAUUCCUAAUGAAGAUAGGAAAAACAAGAGGCAAAAAAUUAAGUCUAAGAAAGAGCGCUCUCAAGUGGAUCAGUUGCUGGCUGUAUCUCUACGUGAGGAGGAGCUUAACAGCUCACUUCAGGCCGUGGAUAACAGUAUUAUUCAGGCACGUGCUGCCCUGCAAGCUGCCUAUUUGGAAGUACAGCGCCUGCUUAUGGUGAAACAACAGGUAACCAAUGAGAUGAACUCUUUGAGAGCCAAACGGAUUGAAAUUCUUCAAGGAAUGCAAGGUGAAUUUGAGCCAAAGGAAAGAGAGAGGAACAGUGAGGAAAUCUUAACCUCUUCGUCAACCCAGGUUACUCAGACCACCGCCAGCACUGUUCUCCCAACUACAGUGGCCCACUCAUCCUCUUCAACAUCCUCACUGCCUGUUAACAUCAAACAGGAGCCCAUUGCUCCAUGUAACCCCAUUCCUGAGUGUAACCCUAUCAAAUGCCCCUUCCCAGAACCUCAAAAUACCACACCUGUCCAAACAGUGUUUGCAGCUUGUCAAACAGAUACCUUCAAGUACAACAGUAAGAUGGAGUCUUCGCAUGAUGCCACAAUCAUGGCUUUGACGGCAGCUCCUUCAGAUCACAGAACAGAGCCAUCACCCAACAAAGAAAUUUGUCAAAAUUCUCAAGAGGGGUUAGCCAACCCUUCUUCCCAUCUCUCUCCCAAGCCACUGUCUCCCUCAAGCCACAUAGAAACUGAUCCAGUUAAGCGUGUUCGAAAGCUAAAGAAGAAAAAGUGUCUUAAAAAAGCAAAGGGGAAUGAGCAGCCUGAAAUCAGUGAAUCAGAACUUGAUGCAGAGCAGCCCGCUCCUCGGCCUGCCCGCAAGUACCGACCUCAUCGGCGAUCCAGCGGCACCUCUGCCUCACCCCCCACACCAGAAGAGAAGAUUGAAAAUGAGGCGAUGGUGGUGACAGAAGUUUCAAAGGCACAACCACAGAGAACCAAGCUAGCGACACCACCAAAGAAUGAGGCUCACUCCGAUUCAUCUGAAUUGGAAAUGGUGGAGCUUCCCCCACCUGUGCCCACUGAUAUUGUCAAUCUAGAUUCUUCAGACCCAGAUGAGAUACCGGAAAAGAAUGCCAAGGAGUCGACCAAGAAGUUGACCAAGGAGUCGACCAAGAAAUUGACCAAGGAGUCGACCAAGAAAUUGACCAAGGAGUCGACCAAGAAAUUGACCAAGGAGUCAGCAAAGGAGUCGGCCAAGGAGUCAACCACUGCAUAUUCAAAAGACCGUGCCAUCACAGACCCCCAAAAUCUUGCUUGCAAUGAGGUCACCUCCACUAGUGAAAUUGAUACUAGCAGUACAGUUAAGGCUCGUGAAAGUGAAAUAAAAUCUGCCUCAACAGCGUUGGAGUCCAAGUUGCUUUCAGAUGUAUCAGAUCUAGGGGAGGAGGAGGUGCCUACAGAAGGAGAGUUUGAAGGCCAUCAGGAGGCCGUGAAUGGAAUGCAGAUCCAUAACGGACUGCUGUAUACUUGCUCAGGGGACCGCACUAUACGUGCUUUCAACUUGAUAAGCCGGAAGUGUGUGGCUGUGUUUGAAGGUCACAGCAGUAAAGUGAAUUGCCUGUUGGUGUCAUGUGGAGGAGGCCUGCAACAACGCCUGUACUCGGGAUCAAGUGACCAGACCAUCCGCUGUUACAACCUCAAGACAACAGAAUGUGUGGAACAGCUGUCUCUCCCAGAUCGAGUUCUCUGUCUUCAUAAUCGUUGGAAAAUUCUCUAUGCCGGUCUGGCCAAUGGCUCUGUGACCACCUUCAGUCUUAGGAACAACAAGCAGCUGGAUGUGUUUGAGUGCCAUGGCCCACGGGCUGUAAGUUGCCUGGCGACGGCUCAGGAAGGGGCUCGGCGUAUCCUGCUAGUUGGUUCCUAUGAUGCCACCAUCAGCGUUAGAGAUGCUAAGAAUGGCCUAUUGCUGCGUACACUAGAGGGCCACAGCAAAACUGUGCUCUGCAUGAAGGUGGUGAACGAUUUGGUGUUCAGUGGAUCGAGUGACCAGUCUGUACAUGCACAUAAUAUACAUACAGGAGAACUGGUGAGGAUCUAUAAGGGUCAUAGUCAUGCCGUCACCGUGGUGGCCAUAUUGGGAAAGGUGAUGGUCACUGCAUGCCUGGACAAACUGGUCCGUGUGUACGAGCUCCAGUCUCAUGACAGACUUCAAGUAUAUGGUGGACAUUCAGACAUGGUGAUGUGUAUGGUCAUCCACAAGAGCAUGAUCUACACAGGCUGCUAUGAUGGGAGCGUGAAAGCUGUCAGAUUGAACCUGAUUCAGAACUACCGCUGCUGGUGGUACGGUUGUACCCUAAUCUUUGGCGUGAUAGAGCACCUGCAGCAGCACCUGCUGAACGACCACACCAGCCCAGCACAGCAAACAUUCAAAUGCCGCUGGAGGAACUGCGACACGUACUUCACCACCCGCAACGGCUCCAAACAGGCGGUGCAUUGUCACAUGCAGAAACAUGCUGAGGACGACAGUAAAAUGGAGCCAUGAGGGGCCAACAGAAUAUCACAGACAGUAUAGUCUCCUCUUUUCCCAUAUUGGGAAUGUCUCAUUCAACCCUCACCAGAGGAGCCCUGUUCAUGGGCACGUUUUUUAUUUGACCCAUCAGAUACCAACAACUGCCACUUAGAUGAUGCUGAUGCCACAAUUUAAAUAAUGAUGGAUGAUUUUAAUCUCUCAGAAAUUCGUUUUAUGUAGUAAACAAAAAAGACUUACAAGUGUUACUGUUAUUUCAAACAACAAAAAAAGAAUAUUUGUCUUUCUCUAAGUGGAUUUGUUUGGUAUUCUGAAGAGAGGAAGUUUUUUUUCAUUCGUCUCCUCUCUUUCGCUUCUAUCUGAAGUGUGAAAUACGCUCAAAUCGUUUAUACUGAUGUGGCAUUGCUCUGAUGCUCUCCUGGAAGGGAUUGAUUUCUGUGUCAGACGCUUUUCCAAGUCUGUCAUCUGAUCAUACACUGUAUCAUCAGCUCUGAGAUUUACUGACCAAAUAAAGACAAAGAAACCGUGGGAAACGUUUGGGUACCAGUGCAGCAAAAGAGGUGCGGCAGCUCCCUCAGCAAACACGUGUAGCUCACUGUUGUGUGUGUGCAGUCCGAGUUUUGAGAUGUUAUGAUGUGGAGUGAUUUAAGAAAGCGUGAGACUUGUGUCGAGCAACCAGAUUUUUAGUGUUGUAACGUUUUUAUGAAGGACACAUCUUCCUCAAAUUGCAUCAGUCUAUUUUUUUGUGGUGUCAUGGCAUUACAUAUACCUGACAGUAGAAUCUGUUAUUCUGGGACACCUAAACAUUUCAAUCUGGUUUCCAAAUAUAUAAAGCUAUUUUAGUUGUCUGGUGAUUUUAUUUAAUUUAAUUUUUUUUUUUUUUUUGAAUUGUUCAUUUAAAUGUAGUUGUUUGAGUGGUUGAAUCUAUCUCCUCUCUCUUUUUUUUUUCUUUUUUUGGUUUUUCUGUGGUUGCUUCUCAAUGAAGCAAAGUUGAAGGAUUCAGGUGUGCUGUGACUCAAGACUGCAGUUGACGUGUUUGCUGUGCUGUUGACAAGAGACUGAAACGUGACAGUUGGUGUGCGUAAGCAUUUAAGAACAUACAUGGAUUUGUUUUAUGAUGGCGUGAACAAGAAGACACAAGAAGACAAUUUUAUUUUCUGUAUUUUUCUAUAGCGAAGAAGUUUGUUCUUAUACAUUUUCUUUACUGUAUUUUGUGGCAGUUGUGCAGAUGAGACAAAUUUAUGAAAGUACAGGAGGGUCCUCACACUGGAAAGUACCUUUAUUUUUCUGCGUGAGAAUGAAAGUUGUAGGGGUGAUAAACAUGUGAGGUGUUUUUUGUGCAGUUGGGAGCGUAUUACGUCACUUCCUGUAAUCCUCAGCCCUAUUACGCGCACACAAACCAAUCUUAGUGUAGCAAACUGCUAACAUUUAUUGACAUCUUAAUAUCCUAACUUGGUUUCUGAGGUUAGAUUUUAUAUAGAGUAACAGCAUAAUCUCCUGCCAUUUGAACUCUCUUCUGACUGCCCCUGAAGUGAUGGGUUUUUAACUUUAUAUGGUUACUCUAGGUCUUUUUUUUCCUUUUUGUUAGAUUAUAUCAUAAUGGAUGAAGAUACAGCUUGUUUUUUCACCCAGUCAUAACCUUUGAAAUGCAUCUCAGCUCUUUGCUAUAGUCAUGUGUUGCUGAGGAGAGAUUGCAGCCAAUCUCUUACCUGGUAUUCCCAAGUUUCUCACACUUGUUCAUUUCAAAUAUUAUAAAAAAAAACUUUAUAGACAUUUUGUACACACAUGCUAUUGAAAAAAAGGAAUAAAAAAAUACAUAACUGC
This is a messenger RNA of Megalobrama amblycephala (Wuchang bream), 7050 nucleotides long. It is a transcript of the gene znf106a, whose product is annotated as zinc finger protein 106a. The record is from RefSeq and is a predicted model, not a curated record. The transcript is spliced from 22 exons. Bases 202 to 5241 code for a protein of 1679 amino acids. Gene Ontology annotation, cellular component: cytosol; membrane. Gene Ontology annotation, molecular function: RNA binding; SH3 domain binding. NCBI's taxonomy places the organism in Eukaryota, Metazoa, Chordata, Actinopteri, Cypriniformes, Xenocyprididae.